Messenger RNA from Drosophila obscura, 1333 nucleotides. RefSeq names its product glycoprotein 3-alpha-L-fucosyltransferase A-like. Gene Ontology annotation, molecular function: alpha-(1->3)-fucosyltransferase activity. The record is from RefSeq and is a predicted model, not a curated record. The transcript has 3 exons. Gene Ontology annotation, cellular component: membrane. NCBI's taxonomy places the organism in Eukaryota, Metazoa, Arthropoda, Insecta, Diptera, Drosophilidae. The coding region runs from base 36 to 1289 and encodes 417 amino acids.
UAAAGACUGUUAAUAAUAAGUCCAAGUUAAAAGGAAUGAUUUUAUCGAAUAUGCGAAUACGAAAAUUAUCGCUCAAGAAAUGUAUUUACUUUGCACUGAUCAGCGCUCUGCUGUUAAUAUUUGCUUUUAAAAUCAUCGUUCUGAAGGAGUCGCCCGCCAAGCCCUGGUUCUUCGAUAAUGGUGAAGACUAUCCCCUGCCGACUAAGGGGAUGGGCAUCAAGCUGCUGCCAUUUCAGGAUCCCGAAAAGGACCGCAUUGUCAAUCAGCUGAUGUACGUGCCACACAACUACGAGAAGAUCAAUGCCAGCGGCCAGCUGAAAACCAUUCUCCUCGUCCAUGGCCUGCUUCAAUGGAAUGUGAAGAGGGGCCGCGAUGUCUUCCUGAGCGACAAGUGUCCAGUAGAUAGCUGCGAGCUAACUAACGAUUUGGAUAUGGCUGGCACUGCCGACAUGAUCCUCUAUAAAAACUAUCUGAUCACGGGAAAUGUCAGUUCCACGCGCCUGAUACGUACCAAUAAUACCAAGCAAGUCUGGAUGCUCUACAAUCUGGAGUGUCCCUAUAACACACGCAAAUUAAAGGUGCCAGAUGUCAUUAACUGGACGGCCACCUACAGACGCGACAGCACCAUCGUUGCGCCCUAUUCGAAGUGGGUGUACUACGACGACAACGUCCAGCAGAAGCAGCAGCACCGAAACUAUGCCGCGAACAAAACCAAGAAGGUGGCCUGGUUCGUGUCCAAUUGUAUCGCGGUAAAUGGUAGAUUAAAGUAUGCCCUUGAGCUGCAACAUCACAUCCAGGUGGACAUUUAUGGAGCAUGUGGCAAUUUGACAUGCUCGCGUUUAACCCCAGAAAAAUGCUUUAAGUUACUGGAAAACGAUUACAAGUUCUACCUGGCCUUCGAAAACUCCAACUGCAUAGACUAUAUCACGGAGAAAUAUCUUGUGAAUGCCCUGGACCGCGGGGUGCUGCCCAUUGUGAUGGGUGCCCGGCCGGAGGACUACGAGGCACUUGCACCUCGUCACUCGUACAUACACGUGGAUAGCUUUGAGUCGCCAAAGGAGUUGGCCGAGUACCUGAAAGUUCUGGACGCUGAUGACGUUCAGUACAACUCGUACUUCUUGUGGAGGGGUACGGGGGAAUUCAUUGACACGCACUUCUGGUGCCGGGUCUGUGCUAUGCUGCAUAACGAAGAGGAGCUGCUAAAGCCGUACUGGUACGAAGAUCACAACCAGUGGUGGCGUGGCCCGGACGUUUGCAGCCACCGCUCUUGGAGGAAUAAUAGUGAAUAGUGAAUUUAAAUUGGUCAAUAAAGUGGAAAUGUAUUUAAACAAAA